This is a messenger RNA of Gastrolobium bilobum, 2261 nucleotides long. RefSeq names its product receptor-like cytosolic serine/threonine-protein kinase RBK2. The record is from RefSeq and is a predicted model, not a curated record. Bases 659 to 1891 code for a protein of 410 amino acids. Gene Ontology annotation, biological process: protein phosphorylation. Gene Ontology annotation, molecular function: protein kinase activity; ATP binding. Lineage: Eukaryota; Viridiplantae; Streptophyta; Magnoliopsida; Fabales; Fabaceae. The transcript has 7 exons.
AAGGGCAAUGAUAGUUGUUUGCUGAAGCGGGGAGGUUAAGGAAAAUAACCUCUGAUAUCUGCGUCUCUGUUCUCUGCACAGUUUCCUGCUCUGCCUUCCUCUGUUUCUCUGUUCCAUCUUUGAAUUGAAAACGAUAUCAGCGGUGGCAUUGAGCAACCCAACUUAUCUUUUACUCUUCCUUUUUUUAUUGAAUUUAUAUCAUCCUUCUAAGUUGCUCAGGUAUUCACCUUGUGAGUUUCAGAUAUGCUCUGAAGCUAUGUGGUUGCAGAGCACCCUUUCUGUUUCUAAUACGUAAUUUGGUGUCUUCUAUUUUGGGUCUCUUCAUAAUAUGGUUUUCUCUUGUUGCUUUGGCUUUUCCCUCGGGCUUCUUUGAUUCCUAUACUGCAGGAAGCUUUCCUUUCUUUUUCUUUAUUUUUCCCCUAAUUGAUUUUCUAGGAAAAAAAAAAAAAACUUUUCAAGGUAGAUAUUCCAAUCUUUCUUUUCCUAUCCAGUCCAAUUUUCUGUUUGAUGGGUAGCUCUUAAUUUAUCAUCUUUUCUGAGAAAAAUCCAUUUUUUAUUCCUUAAGUUGAAUAUAAUUUAUCCUUCCUCAUGAGAUUUCUCACUUUCAUGGUGGGUUUAUAAUAUCUUUUAUUAGUGUGUUUCCGGGUCUAAAAAAAAAAUGAAGGAAAAGGUGGAUUCUCCUAUUACUGUCCUUGAGGACUAUUUCAGGAGCUCAGAUUCAGAAACAAGUUCAUCAAAAGAGCCUACAGUGGAUUCUGAGUCUCAAGACAUUUCAAAACCUGCUUCUAUAUGGCAUGCGUUUCUUCAAUUGUUGAGGACCAAACCAAAGAACCCUGUACCCACAUUGCAUCCUCUCAGUUCCUUCAAUCUCUCGAGAAGAAUGAGCAGAAGCAUGAGAGAAACUAUACUCCCAAGUUGUCUCUCAGAUGCAACUUCAUCCCCCUGCUGGUCACCGUGGAAGAUCUUUACUCAUCAUGAUAUACAAGUUGCAACCAAUUAUUUUAACCAAGAAAAUUUGAUCGGAAAGGGUGGUUAUGCUGAAGUUUACAAAGGGUGUUUGCCAAAUCGUCAGCUAGUAGCAAUUAAACGGUUAACAAGAGGAACAGCUGAUGAAAUCAUAGGGGACUUCUUAUCAGAACUUGGUGUAAUGGCGCAUGUAAACCAUCCCAAUACUGCUAAGUUGGUUGGUUAUGGUGUGGACGGUGGAAUGCAUCUUGUUCUUGAAUUGUCUGAAAAAGGAAGCCUAGCUUCUGUGCUUUAUGGUUCCAAGGAGAAACUACCUUGGUGUAUUAGGCAAAAAAUUGCAUUAGGAACAGCAAAGGGUAUAUUAUAUCUUCAUGAGGGUUGUCAAAGAAGAAUUAUCCAUAGAGAUAUAAAAGCUGCAAAUAUCUUGCUCACGGAGAAUUUCGAGCCUCAGAUAUGUGAUUUCGGGCUAGCAAAAUGGCUGCCAGAGAAUUGGACUCACCACACCGUUUCAAAAUUCGAAGGAACUUUUGGUUACCUUGCUCCUGAAUACUUGCUUCAUGGCAUAGUAGACGAGAAAACGGACGUAUUUGCCUUUGGUGUACUACUAUUAGAAUUAGUCAGUGGGCGGCGAGCACUUGACUAUUCACAACAAAGCCUUGUUUUGUGGGCAAAACCAUUGCUGAAAAAGAAUGAUAUUAUGGAGCUGAUUGAUCCUUCACUAGCAGAUGACUAUGACUCUAGGCAGAUUAAUCUUAUGCUUUUGGCAGCUUCUUUAUGCAUACAACAAUCCUCAAUUCGUCGCCCCUCCAUGAGACAGGUUCUUCAGCUUCUGAAUGGCAACCUUACUUGCUUCAAGGGCAUGAAGAAAACUAGAAUGCCAUUCUUUCGAAAAGUCUUCCAGGAAGAACUCCUUCAUUCUGAUUAGUUGAAAGGAACGGGAAUCACAUGAUCAUCAGCUGCCACACUAUGGAGUUUGUGAUCUCUCUGAUUCCUUCUUUUCAUUGAGUUUCUGCGGAUAGAAAUUGCCUCAUCAAACAGAAAUUUUUGCAGUUUGUGAAGAAGCACGCUAUUUUCCUUUAACGUGUACAUAAUAGAUUUUUCUUUUUAUUAGUAAUGGAGAGUCAAAUACUUGGUUAUUUAUAUGAAAGGAAUAUUGUAUUACAUGUGAGAGUUAACUCAUAUGGUACCUCUUUUCGUCUAUAAGGUUUUAGGGUCUCCCUAAUUUUAUGAUGUAAAAAACAAAUACUUAUGUUUCGCCCUUCCUCUCCUUUUACAUAAUACAUAUGCUUAUUUAU